AUGGCCAAUAAAUCGUCGAGCGAGUUCGAUCUCCGAAGGAAGCUAGUGGUUGGAUUGAUGCACACAAAGAGCCCUCCAGCAACUCCAAGUUCACCAAAAACACCAACUUCGACCUCUUCUUCUCAUGACCAGCCGAUGUUCGAUGUUAUUGGUGAAAGACCAACAGUGAAGCGCCACAAGCAGCUGGCACAGAUUGGCAAAACAAAAUCGUGUGGUGAAAUAAAACAUAUGGAGAGACGUUUGAUAAAGACUUAUCAAGAAGAAAACAUCAUAAAGAUGCCUAGCAUCGACUCGGAACUCACCAACCUUGACUUAAACAGUGACCGAUCAUUAUUGGAUGUGGAGGAGCUUGUGAAGAGCCGCACCUACGAAGUGUCUGAAGAUCAGAAGAAGAAGGAUGUGUCGUCGUGGCUCGAUAAGCACUCCUAG
Messenger RNA from Ostertagia ostertagi, 429 nucleotides. The record is from the annotation of a GenBank genome assembly. NCBI's taxonomy places the organism in Eukaryota, Metazoa, Nematoda, Chromadorea, Rhabditida, Trichostrongylidae.